Molecule: messenger RNA, 753 nt
Organism: Wickerhamiella sorbophila
Lineage: Eukaryota; Fungi; Ascomycota; Dipodascomycetes; Dipodascales; Trichomonascaceae
Exons: 1
Coding region: 1-753 (250 amino acids)
Source: RefSeq, a predicted model, not a curated record
AUGACCACUACGGAGCCCCCUGCUGCUCAGAGCUCCGAGCUGGCUUGGGUCCUCAAUAUGGCCAUGGUUGAAACGACCACGGUGCAGUUAAUUCUGCAAGAAUGUCUACAGCGGCUUGAAGCACCCAGCAAGCUCGCAGUGACAUCGUCCAAGUCAGAAUCUCAUGCCGAUGUCUUCCCGCUGGACGGCCCACCUCCAACGCAUUUCCCUCCUCAAUCGAUGAAAGGAACGCUCACAAGAAAGGGAUGCGAUGUAAAUAUCAGUGUUAGCGCCCACCUGACAUGGCUCAACCACCCAUUGAAAGUAAAUUGCCAAGCUCCUCUUGUCGAGUUAUCCAUGGUCACCUCUACGCUUUCCCGAGUUGAGCGGUUGCUAGCACCAUUUACUACUUUACCGCCGGUCCAUGAGUUUCUGGAUGCUGUUUCGGAGGCACAAAAGUUCUUGACAAGCGUAUACGGGGUGUUGGAUGGCUCGUGGCACCAGGCUCGGUCUCAUUUGUGCACUACGGUGCCUAUAGAGGACGCACCAGGCACUGCGGUUGAAAUAAGCAUUGCACAAGAAGCAAUUGUCGUUCGUUUUUCCGCCUACGAGUCGAUGGGGCCUCUCAAAAAGCUUGUACACCAGGAGUCGGAGCGCUCCCCUGAUCCUGUUCUGAUGGCUGUUUCCGCAAAAGUGAAGUGGGCAUUGAACGAGUUACGACACAUUGAGCACAAGGUCAGUACGUGCCUGAAUGCCCAGCAUAGCCGGCCGUAG